UAUAUAUAUAUAUACGUGUGUAAAUGUGUGUGCAUUUAUGGGUCAGGGCAGUCUCUCCCCUGGAUUCUGGCCCUUGCUUACAUAACAAUACGCACCUCGCACGUAUGUUUAACACACACACAGUGUUUGUGUUUCCAUGCCUGUGUGUGUGACAAUAUUAAUGUCCCGCGUAGUGACCGGUUAAUGGCGGUUAUGCGGGCUAAGCGGCCCAGCUUUGCGGUGUAUUAAUAUCCCAUCGGUCCGCUGAUGUGUUCUGUAUUGAUCCUGCCAGCGGAGGCAGCGCAACCUAAUGAAUACGAUCACUGAGUAAUCAGUAAGCAAACGGCCGGUGAGCAAUCAGUAAGCAAACGCCCGGUGAUUAAUCAGGACCCGGGGCCAGGAACCUGGUUCAGGACCCUGGUUCAGGUCUCAGGUCCAGGACUCGGGUCCAGGACUCCAUCAUCUGCCAACCCCCCUGUGCCUCAUCUCCUUUGAACUGCACCGUGUGUGUGGUGGUGUGUGUGUGUAUGUGUAUGUGUGUGUAUACGUGCGUGCGUGGGUAUGUAUGUGUGUGUGUGUGUGUGUGUGUGUGUGUGUGUGUGUGUGUGUCUUUGUCUUUAUCUCUGUGUGUGUGCGUGCGUGCGUAAGCGUGUGUGUGAGUGUGUGUGUGAACAGGAGGAUAUGUGCUGUGUAAAUAGAGCUCAGGUCGGAUUCCAUGCAUUCCGGGGGCUUGACUCAGAUGACCAGGACUUACUGGUCGGUCGGUGGACGCUAAACCCCGUAUACAAAAAACAAAUGUGUUGGAAAACUUUCUGCGCCGAGUCCGUGUUGAGGGCUGCAGGUCGCUGUGCUCACAGCCUUGGUCUGUUGUAGCUUGGGUUUCAUUGUUUAUUGUGGGAAGCACCACAGCAGUUAGGCCAGUGCCUUCCUUAGGAUUUAUUCCCCCAGUGGGCUCGCAACCCCCCCAAGCCCAUUCCAGCAGCUCCCUUCCCCCACUCUACUUUCAUCUAAUUAACCCCUAAUUGCUCACACUGACCAUGCAACGGACCACAACUGAAACAGCAAAUACAAGAGGCAGGCCGCAUGCGCUCAGGGCAGGCCGCGCACACAAUGGUAAAGUUCCAGGACAGAUGGUCGUAAAACUAUUACUGGUGUUUAUAGAGAAUGCUUGGAGGAAAAAGACAAACAGAGCACUGUUCUUUACACUCAUGAUUCUUGCUGAUUGAGCCGCGGCAGCAACCCGCAAAGAUUCUUAUUGCUCAGAUGUGCAUGUGAUCACCAUACCGCCACCCGGCGCAGUUUUGUCCGCGGAAAGCAAUCGUUGGAAUCAGUCACCGAGGACUGGAGAUUAAAAGGGUGGAACAGGAGAUAGAAGGAGAUCAGACAAAUCCUCUCCAUGGCCGGCUCUAUAAUUAAGAAGAGGGCCGGCCGCCGGGGCCCGGCAGCGGGACUGAGUGGACGGCGUUGAAAGCUACGUAUGGAGCGGCGAGUGGGGGAGGUAGGAAGGGCUGGAGGCCUCGUCCAUCUCCUGAUUGGAUCGAUUAUCCUCCCGUUUUACAAGCUCCGGCUCCCGUUCAGCCUUUUGUGUGCACGUACACACACACACACACACACUUUAUAACACCAACGUCCAAAUAGGACGACUUGUUAGUGUUUCCGUUCCACCAUCCUUCCUGUUACUCACAGAUCUUUCCAGUACCCAGGCCCUUUCUGAUCUAAACAACAUUAUCAUCUUUUGGACAAUUGUGGAGAACGACCAGAGAUGGGAGCCAAGCCAGCUUACUGCUCAUCAUCAUCAUCAUCAUCAUCAUCAUCAUCAUCAUCUCCUCCGCUUAGUAAACCAGGCAUGGCUAAGCAUUUAGGGGUGUCUCCGAGACAACAUGAGGACCUAGAUUAGGGUCGGGGGCUCCAGGCCCCAUCCUGAAAAUACCACAUCUCCAGCCAGCAGCUUAACGUCCAAACAUCACAUGCCAGCUUGGAGGGCAGCUUCUAGCACUGAUUAAUAAUCAUUAUGCGAAACAUAUAAUCACUUAGACUAACUUCUGAACACAAAAUGCCUUGGAAAGCAUCGAUAUUACAACUAUAAUGCACAGGGCAGGCUGCUCAUGGAAGUUAAUGAUACUUAAGGUUUUGAAACCUUAAGAAUCCAGCCAAUGGAGCGAAACACUAUCCCUCGGUAGCGUUACAAUAACAAUCAAAUGAGUGUGGAGAUUUACAUACAGGUCUUAAAACCCUAGAUUUCCUCCUUCCUCUGCCCCUCAUCCACCCGAUGUAGAGCCAAUGCUAAGCCUGAGUUAAUGCUUCCAGGAUCCCAGUAGAAAAGCUCCUCCACCACGGCUCCUCGGCCACUAGGAAGUGCACCUCCCAUGAGCCCCAUGCGCUCUAAUCCAUCAUUAGUCUGGUUCUCAGUCUGGUCUUCGCUCGGACCGGAGCGCUCCUCUCCUCCUCUGAUCCCGUACUUUAUCCGGCAGCCCUUCCGUUGUCGGACUAAUGUGAUGGGGUUCUCUGACGGCUAGUUCCACCCGCUGUAGUUGAAUAUGUCUUGUGCAGAUUACGGACCAUCUGGUGAAGUAGGGGUAAGAGGAGUAGAUUGAAGCGCAAAGCAGAUUUCCAUUGGCUCAUGACACGGCCCAGCAUGUCCAGUCUGUUGAAGAUGCACUGGUCUCCGGAGCACACCAGCCCUUUGUCCCCGUGGCCUGAGCAGCACCUAGAUGUCUCUUCUACCACCUCCCCCCCCGCUGCUCACAAACAUGACCCCUACGCCGCACGCCGCGGCGCCACUGGGUACCCCUGGGCCAGCGACGACAUCUCAGCUCUCACCGCCUCGUCUCUGCUCAAACGCUACGCCGAGAAAUACUCAGGACUCGAGCUGCCCUAUGAGAGGCACACUCCCGGGGCGUAUCUUGAGCCUGGGCCUUUCCUGAAAUCUGAACCCGAGCCCUGGGCUCUCGGCCCGGGUAUGGAGUGUUACCCCGGACUAGAGGCCUUAACCGGUGCGAAGGUGGGCUCCGGGUCUGUCGGCAUCCCAACCACGGGCAGCGUCACGGUAGUAAGCAACUUAGCCUCUGAUGGGAGUUACGGUGGGCCUGGCUCUUGCAGUGCCCCCUCCCCUCAGGACUACCCUCCUGCCUACAAUAGCACCUACCUGUCGGCGGGAUACUGCCCUCAGCCUGGGGCCGCUCUUCCCCCAGGCCCCCUGAACUCCCUGCAGCCCACGCCAACGCUGGUCCCCAGCUACAACCCCAGCACUCCAGUGUACAACUACCCUGGGGUGGGCUACCCACACGCUCAGCCCGGCCUGCCCUCUGGCUACUGCCACCCCAGUGCCUCCUACUUGCCCUCGGGGCUCGGCGCCCCAGCCCCUUUGGCGCCCCGGCCCACCCUGGUGGGGGGCGGGUACGGCUACCCUCCGCACGGCCUUGUAGGGGUCUCGGAGAGCGCGGCGCCGGUGAAACGGAAGGCCUUCGAGAUGAGCGAGGGCGGGGGGGAGGGAGGGGAGGCUGAGGGCUCCCGGUACCGCAAGUACGGAAACGGCCACGGAAACGGCCACAGCAAGGGCCACGGCAACGGCUUCGACAUGAGCGGCUCCGUCCCGGACCAGCAGACCUAUAAAGCGGGAAAAGCCCUGAUGACAUCACCGUACGGCGGGGCAGGGGACUACAGCCCCCCCUCAGGCCUGGCAAGAGAGAGUGGAUCCGGGGAGAACAGCUUCCCUCAUCUCCAGCGGAUGCCUAUGAAGAUACCGGCGUCCCACGCGAGGUCUGAGGAUGCCACCGGGGGGCGCUGACAGCCUGAACCGGUACCGGGGGUGGCGGCCUAGGGUUGCCGAGUUCUGGAGUCAAAGUACGGGUAUUAAUUCAGGGCGAACUCUGGGAGAAUGGAUUUGGCAUUAAGUAUCUGUUUGAUUUAACCAGAGUGCAAAGGGCAAAGACACACACAUAUCCUACUCGACUUUGUCAUUUACACAAUUUUUGUUUUCUUCCAAGGGGUACUGGGGGGGGGGGGGGGGUUUCCCAUUUGUAUAGGGUUAAAAAUGGGGCUGAGCCAAAUGAUUGAUAGAUUGUGUUACGAGUCAGAAAGGUCUGCCUGACUGUGUCUCUCAGGAUUCUAUUUAUUUCACUUCUGCGGCUGUGGCGUCUCCAAUCCAACCUACGUGUAGAGGUCGGAUUCACAGUGGAGCGGCCAUAUGUUGUUUGUAAUGAGCCUUGAACUGCAAUACUGUUCGCCGCAACACAGAUGUUAACUCAGACCAAAAAGUAAUGAUAGCAAUAACUGAAAGGCGAUUGUCGAUCUACUUCAGCACAAUCACUGCUACUUUACAAGCCGAUUCCAAAGCUCAGGGCCUCAGCCAGUGCUCGAGGCCUGAAUGUUCCUUCACUCAGAAGUUUUUGCAUUUGUUUCAUCGUCGUUUAACUAUCUUCUUUAUCUGUCUCUUUUCUCUGACUUCUUUCCCCCUUCCUAGUUUUCGCAAACCUUUUCAACAUUCACACUUGUUUUAUAGCACUGCUUAUUAAUUAAUGAAUAGGAUCUGGCUGUUGUACUUAAAGUGUAAGGGAAGAGUCCAUGAUAUUCAUUUGAUUUGAAAUUGUACUAAGCAGAAGGGGUGCGAGCAUCUCCAGAGCGUGAUGUUUACAUGCAGUGCUUCACCCGCUGCGAACAAACAGGUAGGCAAGUUUUCCAGAGAUGUGUGACACGAGAGCAGUUACACUGGUUCAAGUGGAUCCUGAGCACUGACGGUCAUUCUGGCAAUCAAACCAAAAGUUGAAUCCAACGAUUGCAUUCUGAUUCGUCCGUCAACGUUGGCUAUAAUAAUUGAACCGCGGGUUGGCCUGUUGACUGGAGUAAUAGGCCGUAAUGGUGCAUGAGCACACAUGAUUAGCGCACACAGGCCCUGUUAGCUGAACACCAAUGCCUACCAUUCAGUGCCUAUUUCCAUGGUUGCUCCCCGUUGCACUUCAAGAGGAUUUGCCUGCCUGUCUGCCAGUAUUUUCUUUAUUUUUUUCUUUUUUUCAAAAGAAUGAUUCAUAGUCUUGUGAUUGAAUACUCAGGAAAAUAUUGUUACCUCAAGACAAGAAAGAAUAAGAAUGUAUGUAUUACCUUUAGGGUGUUGUAGGGAGCUCUGCGGGGCGGAUCAUAGCCGAGCCAGGGCUUUGAUAGGGAGUAGAACGUAUUCUGAACACCUCAGGGAAACACAAGUGGUUGAGGGCCCUCUAUAUUACCAGGAAACAGGCACAUACACACUCUAUACACACACGCACACACACGCUCUACACACACAUCCAUUCACACACGCACCGCACACACACUCACACAGAAAGGACAUGCAUAAUUCCUUCAUAUACUUCCUCAUAACUCUGGGAAAUUAAACGUGAGGUUGCUAUACCAAGGCCUGAAAUGUUGAAUGUAAUUCAGAUAUUUUUCUUAAAAAAAAAAAGGACAAUACAUGCCAUUAUGUACAUCGCUAAUGUUUUUAGAUAUAUGAACCAUAUUUUCUUCAUGUAUAGAUUGUAUUUCUCGUAUAGGUUUUGACGGAGAAGAAUUGUUCCUGUUAAGUGUAAGUAGUUAGUAACGAUGGAAGCCUUUUGAUGGAUAAACUUAGGACAAGUGAAGCACUCAAGCUGGACAGACGACAUAUCAGUAUAGAGAACUCUGCAGGGAGAAUUGAAUGUGUGAGCAAUGUGCAUCGUUACUUUCCAAAUCAUAUCAAUUGGUAAUAAUUUUGAAGUUAUAACGUGUCACAGGUUAUUUAGUGCAUCACAACAACUGCACUAACAAUAUGUGAAGAUCGUGGAGGCAAUUCGUUGAUUUAGCAAACUGAUCAAAAUAUGCGGAUUAUACUAUAAGAUCGUUGACGUGAUGACGAUGGUGUCAGCUUUAAGUGUGCCAUACUUUAUUUCUUUGGAAUUUAACCUUCUUGGGUUUUGUAUUAAUUAGUCAAAAGGUAACCUUCUUUAUAAAAACUUGCACAGAGGGGAGAUUUUCUGUUUGCGUUAAUGGUAGGAUUUAGUAUGAAACUCAGCUUAGCACGUGAUGGAAUAACAUCUUUAGGCUAUUUUGAGAAAGCGUUUCUGUUGACGAAAUAUAUAGCCAACCCAGAACUCAGAUUACAUUUUACAAGCAUCCAAACACAACCUGUCUCCAAUUGUGCUGAGAAUCAACAAAGGAAAAUGAGGACUAUUUGGCCCCUUAAAACCGUAACUAAGCGCUUAGCCACCAGAUUUGAAGCGCUUUAAGGGCCCGUUGAGAGCCGUGUGUCCGGGAACAACAGACGCCCAUCGUGUUAUGGGUCAGCAGAGAACACACUGUAUGGAUCGGGCCUCUGGUGAAGAGUUUGUUCAGCAAAAUGUGUGAUUUCAAUGUUGUUAUUGUCACUCAGCAGUGUCUUUGAUUAGAAUCUUGUACAUCUCUGUAACCAUUUCUACCUCAUUUUGAAGGCGUACAUGGAAAAAUAUUUAUUUCAUGUCAGUUGAUCUGUCUACCUCACAAAAAAAAAACUGUACCUCAAAAGAAAAUUGUUUGUUGGAAAUGAAGAUGUUAUGCCAAAAACAAAUCUUUCACGUCU
Gadus morhua (Atlantic cod) is the source of this 6541-nucleotide messenger RNA. RefSeq names its product putative fidgetin-like protein 2. The transcript has 2 exons. The record is from RefSeq and is a predicted model, not a curated record. The coding region runs from base 2600 to 3766 and encodes 388 amino acids. Lineage: Eukaryota; Metazoa; Chordata; Actinopteri; Gadiformes; Gadidae.